Molecule: messenger RNA, 1078 nt
Organism: Quercus lobata
Lineage: Eukaryota; Viridiplantae; Streptophyta; Magnoliopsida; Fagales; Fagaceae
Exons: 4
Coding region: 144-671 (175 amino acids)
Source: RefSeq, a predicted model, not a curated record
ACCUACCUUAUGAUGCUAUAUAAGAGUGAGAGGCUCCGGCCCAACCUUUUCUCCCUCGUGGCUCCGUCCUCCUCUGCUCUGUUAUCUCUUCUAUAAUCCUCUCUCAAGGCGUUCUUCUGCGGAAUUGUAUCGGUUAUUCGAAGAUGAAUCACUGUAACCUUAAGCAGAACGCCUUUUCGGUUGUCGGCAGCGAAGAGAUGAGAGGCUCUGUCUCGAUCUCUGAUCUGAAGGGCCCUGUGGUUUGCCCCAAGCCUCGCCGAGUCGGGGUUUUGGCUAACAAUUCUCUGAGGCCCUUGAGAUGGCACAUGAGUCAUCCACCCGAGGUCUGUGAUUCCAAGGCUGGGGCAGAGCUUCUUGAUAUCAUUCUUAUGAAGGAGGGUUAUGGGAUGGAACAAUCAGCAACACAGUUUGCUUCAUCACCACCAUAUUUUUGCGGGUCUCCUCCAAGCAGGUCUGCCAACCCGUUAAUCCAAGAUGCUCGAUUUGGAGAUGAGAAGGUUGCUCCCAGUGUUAUUCCAUCUCCUUCGGGUGUUUCAUCUCCAUCAUCAUCUUCACGCAAAGGAGGGUGUGUUAGAAUGAAGUUUGGCCUUAAACCGGCCGCAGUUAGAGUAGAAGGUUUUGAUUGCCUCAACAGGGAUCGCCAAAAUUCAAGCAUCCCUGCUUUCGCUUAGAAACUCCAUCAACGGGAAGUGUACAUAUAAGGAAGCUAAACGCAACCAGAAUUCAUAAACACAGCAGUCUUAACAAGAGGAGGGAAUUUUGCAUAUUUUUGGAAAGGAUUGAGAUCUUCUGUUUGUAGUGUAUAUAUCAUAUCUUUUGUUGGUGAUCAUCUCAUUGCUAAUUAUCUCUGUAAGUAGUUUGGUUGAAAUCAAAAGAGACAUCAGAUGUCGUUUAGAAAGGAUGUGAUUAUUGGAGAGCACGGUUGUAUUGUAAUAUAAGUUGGGCUAGUGUUGGGAAUGUUCUGAUUUUUUAGGUGAUCACCAUGAAAAUUUUCUGUAUAGAGCGGAUGGUGAUUUAAUUUUGGUAACCUAUCAUGUAAAUUUGCUUGGAUAAUUAUCUGUCUGGUUCUUAUUUUAUC